This is a messenger RNA of Mytilus trossulus (common blue mussel), 730 nucleotides long. RefSeq lists its product as uncharacterized. The transcript has 5 exons. Lineage: Eukaryota; Metazoa; Mollusca; Bivalvia; Mytilida; Mytilidae. The record is from RefSeq and is a predicted model, not a curated record. The coding region runs from base 89 to 703 and encodes 204 amino acids.
GUUUAAAUUUUUUCUGUUGUCCUUGUGAAAUAAGCAUGGAUCAGUAGUGAAACGGAUUCGUUGUAUCUAAGGACUUACACAACAAAAAAUGGAGGACGACGUUCCAGAGGAACACAAAGAACGUCUUGAACAGUUGUUUUACAUGUACUGCCAUCCCGACUCUGGGUUACUGACCAAGGAGGGGUUCAUUUCUGUAUUACGAGGGCUACAUCUAGAUCCGACUAACACCUUUAUCGAAUCUAUAUACACCGAACACAAUAAAGACGGAAAUGACGAUGGAAUAAGUCUUUACGAAUUCAAAUCAUGGAUGAAGAAUAGGUGGAAUACUAAGGAUGAAAUGGAAAACAGAUUAUUUUCGUCACUGGAAGUUUUGUUCUCACGAUAUUCUGACAAUCCAUCACGUGAUAUGAGAAAUCUGAAAAUUCCUCUCAAUGAUCUCAUGGAUGCUUUGCAAAACGCUGGUAGCGAACCUUUAAAUAAAACAGAAGCUGACCUUAUUCGAACAGAGCUUUCAGCAAUUGAUACAUCGGGAACUGGAAUAUUAGAUGGCAAAGAUUUGGUAACCUUUCUGCACGGAGAAGACGAGACAUUGUCCGCUCGAGAUAGUGUCAGGAAAGGAUUAGCAACGGCGAGAGGUGGGCCUAGACAAAUGGCAAAAAGUACUGGUGAGAUCGAGAGGACGCCAACAGGGGACCAGUACUAGACAAAACAACAUAAACUAUUUUUGUGA